Molecule: messenger RNA, 883 nt
Organism: Dendrobium catenatum
Lineage: Eukaryota; Viridiplantae; Streptophyta; Magnoliopsida; Asparagales; Orchidaceae
Product: bidirectional sugar transporter SWEET6b-like
Exons: 5
Coding region: 1-699 (232 amino acids)
Biological process (GO): carbohydrate transport
Cellular component (GO): membrane
Molecular function (GO): sugar transmembrane transporter activity
Source: RefSeq, a predicted model, not a curated record
AUGUUGAGCGCCGACACUACUCGCACUAUUGUUGGGAUCAUUGGGAACGUGAUUUGCUUCGGGCUAUUCCUCUCGCCAGUUCCAACAUUCGUGGAAAUAUGUAGGAAGAAGUCGGUGGAGCAGUUCUCUUCGAUCCCUUACCUGGCAGCACUGGCAAAUUGCAUGUUGUGGGUCUUCUAUGGACUACCCGUUGUCCAGCCCGACACAAUCCUCAUCUCCACCAUCAAUGGCGUCGGCGUUUUUGUUGUUAUUAUCUACCUCACAAUUUUCUUCUUCUAUUCGCCAAAGGAAACGAGGGUGAAGUUGUUGGCGAUAUUGGCAGGGGAGGUGGUUUUAAUGGCAAUGGUGGUGACUUUGGUGCUAACAGUGGUACACACGCACGAUGUGAGGUCUCUUAUUGUAGGAAUUCUCUCUAUCAUCUUCUGUGUCUGCAUGUAUGCCUCACCACUCUCCGUCAUGAUGCUUGUGAUGAACACGAGGAGCGUAAAAUACAUGCCAUUUUGGCUUUCUUUCGCUGGCUUUCUCGAUGGCGUAUGCUGGACGUCAUAUGCACUCAUCAAAUUUGACAUAUUCGUAUUGAUACCAAACGGUUUGGGAGCAAUCUUGGGGCUCUUCCAGCUAUCGAUAUAUGCAUUUUACUAUGAACGGAAUCCCAUCGAAGAACAUGAUGAGAAUGAGAAGAAUAUAGAGAUAGCAUAAAAAAUUCAUUCAAAUUUCUUUAGAAUGCUGAGAGUUUAAACCUCUGAGAUAUUUUGAUUCAGUUUCAUGUUUAAUGCUGAUCCUUCAUGUUUUUUUGUUUUGUUUUGUUUCAUAUUUCCAGUACGUAUGUGGAGAGGAUCGAAGAGCUGAAAUACAGUGUUUAUAGUGCUAUUGAAAAGUUCUC